CAGAUGUCAUUAUUGUCAACACGUGCGGUUGUGAGCUGCAUUUUUGGUUUUCGUGUCGCAAUAAAGUUUUAAUUCAAUAUUUAAACCUUUAAUACUAAUUAAAACAAAUCUAAAAAUGAAAAAACCUAAAAAUGAUGAAAUCCCCGGUUUUCCGUCGAUGGACGGUGGCGACAAAGAUUCUGAAAUCAAACCAAUCAAAGGCGGUGGAAAAGUAAAGAAAAGCGGUGGAUUUCAAUCCAUGGGUUUGGGAUAUGAUAUUCUUAAAGGAAUCACAAAACGUGGUUACAAAGUUCCAACACCAAUUCAAAGAAAGACUAUUCCAUUAAUUCUGGAAGGUCGAGAUGUGGUAGCAAUGGCCAAAACAGGUUCAGGUAAAACUGCCUGCUUUCUGAUUCCAAUGUUUGAGAAAUUAAAGCAACGUGAGCCAACUAAAGGCGCUCGAGCUUUGAUUCUAUCACCAACUCGCGAGUUGGCCGUUCAAACCUACAAGUUUAUCAAAGAAAUUGGUAAAUUCAUGGAUCUCAAGACAAUCUUGGUGCUCGGAGGUGAUUCUAUGGACUCACAAUUCUCAGCUAUUCACACUUGUCCUGAUAUCAUUGUUGCCACUCCUGGACGUUUCUUGCAUUUGUGCGUUGAAAUGGACUUGAAAUUGGGCUCAAUUGAAUAUGCAGUUUUUGAUGAAGCAGAUAGAUUGUUUGAAAUGGGUUUCGGAGAACAACUAAAUGAGACAUUGAAUCGAUUGCCUUCAACAAGACAAAUGGUGAUGUUCAGUGCAACUUUACCCAAGCUUCUGGUUGACUUUGCCAAAGCUGGAUUGAGUGAUCCUAUUUUAAUUCGAUUGGAUGUGGAAUCAAAACUACCAGAAGGUUUAAGUCUUAAGUUCCUCCAUUGUCGUCCAGAUGAACGCUACACAGCUUUGAUAGUCCUCCUGAAGUAUGUUAUCCCCACAGACGCACAAACAGUGGUAUUUGCUGGAACACAACAUCAUGUCGAGCUUAUUUCCUAUAUUCUUACUCAAGCUGGUAUUUCAAAUGCACCUGUAUACUCCAGCUUAGAUCCGUCGGCAAGAAAAAUCAACACAGCCAAGUUCCAGUACAAAAAGGUAUCGGUUCUUGUGGUCACAGAUGUCGCAGCUCGUGGUAUCGAUAUUCCCAGCCUUGACUUUGUUGUGAAUGUACAUUUCCCAGGGAAACCAAAGUUGUUUGUCCAUCGAGUUGGUCGGUGUGCUCGUGCUGGAAGAACUGGAACAGCUUACUCCAUUUUCGCCACCGAAGAUCAAGCUCACAUGCUCGAUUUGCAUUUGUUUUUAAACAGGCCGUUCAAAAUAAAUGACACGAGUUCAAUUGGCUGUGUGCCGCAGGAUCUGUUGGAAGAGGAGCAUCUAACUGUUAUUGAAUACAAAAAGAGUCAUAAUAUUAGUGGAGUGCUGAGAACUAGUGAGAAUGCUUACAAAAAAUACUUGGCUUCGCGACCAGUUGCUUCAGCAGAUGCCAAUAAACGCGUAAAGACUAUUAAGUUCUAUAGUCUAAAGCCAUUGGAUGACUUCCUUAAAUCGUCAGUAGCUCUGGAAACUGCUUCAAUUGCUAAUACUAGGAAAAACCCUGAUUCUAAGGAAGAUGCAGAAGAAGAGCAAAGAAGGCUACAAGAAGCAAAACACGAUUUGGUAGUCCAGAUGAAGAAUUUCCGUCCACCAGGAACAAUUUUCGAGCUCAGUCGCAGUCAGAAAUCUAUUCAAUUCACGAUUAUGAAAGAGAAACGUGAGAAACAUUCUGAGGUCAUUGAAAAAUUCCGAUCUCAAAGGGAAGAAAUGGAUAAGGAGGACGAGAAGCGUGAAGCACAAAUCAAUGAAACAGAAGACAAUGCUAAAACAGAAAUCGAUGACGAAGAAAUCACCAAAACCUUUGGCAAAGUUGUUGCUCCCAAGAAACGUAAAAACAUGGAUGAACUUUACAAACCAAAGACAAAAAAGAAGAAGAAGGUUCAUGUCAAGGACACUGAAAACUUUAUUCCCUAUCAGUCGGCUGAUAAGGCAACAGAAGAUGGUCUAGCCAUCAAUUCCUUCGAACGUCAAGCAAUGAAUGCCGAAUUCAGUGUUGUGGAACGAUCAUCUGUACCAGAGAUCAAACAUAAACCAGGUCUGAAGAAAUGGGAUCGUAUAAAGAAGAAAAUGGUCUCUGUGCAAGAUCCACGCAAUAACAAAAUCAAAACAGAAUCUGGAGCUUGGAUUCCGGCUAGUUUCAAAACUGGACGUUACACUGAAUGGAAACAGAAAUCAAAGAUUGAAGAGCAAAUGCAACGUGAAGCUGCAAGUGAUGAUGAUGCACCAGCACCUCUUACACACGAAAAGAGAUAUCCAGUUAGUAGACAUGCUCGUCACAAUGCCAAGAUUGAAGAGAAGAAACGCAUGGGUGGAUCAAAUAAGGAAAUUAAAUCAGCCGAUCAGAUUGUGAAGAAUCGAUUACGUUUGGAAUUCAUCAAAAAGAAGCAACAAAUUAAUACUGAGAAAAAGGCAGAAAAUCGCAAGAGAAGUAUGAGGAAAAAUCAAAGGGGUGGCAAAAAGAGGAAGUAGACAAUUUAUGCGUGUUUUUUUUUGUUUUUGUAAAUAAAAAUUCGAGUUUUC
This is a messenger RNA of Episyrphus balteatus (marmalade hoverfly), 2620 nucleotides long. RefSeq names its product ATP-dependent RNA helicase DDX54. Lineage: Eukaryota; Metazoa; Arthropoda; Insecta; Diptera; Syrphidae. The transcript is spliced from 9 exons. Gene Ontology annotation, molecular function: RNA helicase activity; ATP binding; RNA binding. The record is from RefSeq and is a predicted model, not a curated record. The coding region runs from base 116 to 2569 and encodes 817 amino acids. Gene Ontology annotation, cellular component: nucleus.